GUCUGGGCAAUGGCCGCUCUCACUGUGUCGUGCAGGGUUUAUGAAUUUCUCCGGUAGAGAAAAAUAAGAACCCCGAGCAGAUCGUACAUUGUUUGUGCACGGUCACCCCAAGGACAGAGACCGGGUGACUCCCAACACUAAGACCCCAGUCUCCCGAGACUCCGUGCUUUGAAAGGUGACCGAAUGUGUUUUAAAUCGCGAUGUCCGUGUGUUGUGCAGGAGGGAGCGCUUUAUUGUUGCAUGCAAUUUUAGCCCGUGUGCACCGAAGAAACCUCGUUAAGCGACGCAAUUCGCGCUUUUAGACCAUGAAAGUAAAGUGCGUGUUAUUUAAUUGCUGUUAUCGACGUUUAAGCGGCGCGAUUGGUCGGAAAAUGUGGGAAAUGGUGUCGUUUUCUAGUGUGCGGGCAGGAUUUGGGCCUGUUAGCCGCACCGCCAUCAACGAAGUCUCCUGUUAAAGAUAAAGAGGCUAGUAAGACGUGUGUCGGUCUCCCUCUCACGAAUCCAUUGCCUUAAAUCUGAAGAGUUCUUGCUGAUGGAUACGCCUGAGAGCCCAACCCAGUCCCCGCAGUCUCCCGAGGAGGAGGAGAAGGGUCUCUCUGACAGUGAGCUGCUGGAAUCACCCGAGUCCCCGGCAGAAGCAGACAAGGGAGUGUCAGACAGUGAGCUCUUGAAUGAAGAUGAAAACGAAGUCCAGGAGCAUGGAGGAGACUCAGACUCUGAGGACAGAGACAGGCUGCCUUCUGGCCGAGAAGAUCCAGAGGAGCUUUCAGACCUGGAAGAUUACAAAAUGGACCGGGAGGAGAGAGAAGACGUCCACCAACAAGAGGGUGCUUUGAGGGUUCAAGAAAGCGAGCAGAAUGCUAUCCAGUCUCCUGAGGAAGAAAUCCUGGAGACGCCGAGAUCUCCAGAUCCUGAUUCGCCAGCGGCAGAACAUGAGCGACCAUUUACUCCAGUAGAGGAAGAGCGAGGAGAUGAUGAGGAGGAGGAGGAAGAUGAGACUACUACCAAAUCUGGCCUUGGCCAGGCAGAGCUUGAGGAAGAGGAGGAUGAGGAAGAGGAGAGAAGGCGGCGGAGGAGAGCGGCGAUGGCUGUGAGCGAUCUGAAGGAUGAGUCUUCUGUGUCCAGAGAUCUGGAUGAACACGAGCUGGAUUAUGAUGAAGAGGUUCCAGAGGAGCCGAGCGCUGCUGCUCCUGAGGAAGACGAGCCAGAGAAGCCUGCUGUAGGGGAGGAUGGAGAAGAUGAAGAGGAGGAGGAUGAAGAGGAGGAGAAGAGGCGCAAGAGGAAAGAAAGGAAACCUAUUCUACCUCCAGAUAACAGAGAUACACCUCUGAGGAAGUCUGAGGAUUCGAGGGAAGGAGGGAGGAGAGAUUCGUUUCGUGAUAAAAAGAAAGAGGAGGAUGAUGGAGAGAUCGAUGAGGGAGAGAUAGAUGAUGAUGAUCUUGAAGAAGGAGAGGUGAAGGACCCUAUGGACCGAAAGAUCAGACCCCGACCCAUCUGCAGGUUUUUCAUGAAAGGUAACUGCACAUGGGGGAUGAUCUGUAGGUUUAUCCAUCCUGGAGUCAAUGAUAAAGGCAACUAUUCGCUGAUCUCCAAGCCAGACCCCUUCUCUCCAAACGGAGCCCCUCCAGGAGGAGCAGCAGGUGGUGGACCUCACCCCCUUAUGCCUGCUAACCCCUGGGGAGCUCCUGCUGUAGAAGAGCUGCCUCCUCCACCUCCUCCUCUAGAUCCUCCAGUGGAGAGCGCCUGGGAACGAGGCCUUAGACAUGCCAAAGAGGUGUUAAAAAAAGCCACCAUACGUAAAGAGCAGGAACCAGAUUUUGAGGAAAAACGUUUCACCGUGACCAUCGGCGAAGAUGAUCGAGACUUCGACAAAGAAAAUGACUUCUUCAGGGAACGCGGUGGUUAUCGCAUUACCAGAGAGAUCAGAGAUGCUGGUGAUCUGGAGUUUAGAGAGCCAGGUUAUGGUAGUGAUCCUUAUGGCGACCCAUACUACGAUUAUGAGAUGGAAGCUUUUUGGCGAGGAGGCCAGUAUGAGAAUUUUCGAGUGCAGUACACCGAGACCCCUCUGCCCUACUAUCCUGACCGAGAGAGGGAACGAGAUCCACGCGAACGGCACCGUGAGAGGGAGCGGGAGCGUGAGAGAGACCACCGUGAACGGGAGCGCAGACAGAGAGAGCGGGAGAGGGAGAGAGAACGGGAAAGGGAGAAGGACAGCCGACGCAGGAAGGAGGAAUGGGACAGGGAUCGUCUGAAACGAGACGAAAAGGAGGGAAGGCCGAGAGAAAGACCUCUACGAGAGCCAAGAGAGAAAAAAGAUGAGAAGGAGAAGACGCUUAAACCACGAUCGCCCACAAACAUGCCACCAAGAGGGCCAAUGGAGCCACCACCUAAGAAGGACAUGCUCUCGGUGACCAAGAGGCCAGAUGAAUGGAACGACCCCUGGUGCCGGUCUAAGUCUCCUAGAAGACGAGCUGGCCUCAUGGGCUCUCCUCCGCGUGGCCGUAGGCGACACAGGCCCUCCGGAUCAUCAGUUUCCCUUUCCAAUUCAUCUAGGUCUUCAUCCCGGUCCUCAUCAUUCACGGGUUCUGGCUCUUCCCGUUCCCGAUCUCGUUCACGGUCCUCUUCAAUGAGUUCCUACUCAAGCCACUCUUCUCAGCACAGCUCCUUCAGCGGGAGCCGCUCUAGAUCGGGAUCAUUUUCUUCUUCACCCUCUCCGAGCCCCUCGGCACAAAGAAAUGCUAACAAGAACAAAGCUGAACAGCCUCCUGGUGCAGUAAAAGGCCCUCCGUUGAAGCCUGGUGCUCUGCCACCUCCUCGCAGGGACAAAGGGCCUCCAAAAAUUAUGCCCAGCCCAUCGCUGCCUGAACAGCCAGCAAAACCACCCAAGCCAAUUACAGAGGCAGUAAAACCCACUAACCCCCGUCCACCCGGAAGACCUCCUGGACCCCGAGAGCCCAGAGAACCUCCCAAUAUGAGAGAAGGGCGCAAGAAAGAACGACAGCAGCACAACCCACCUCGCAGGCGAACGGUGAGCGGCAGUGUAAGUGGCAGCAGUUAUUCUGGCUCCAGCUCACGCUCAAGAUCUCGUUCCUCCUCUGCCUCAGCCUCCCGGUCCGGAUCCCACAAGUCUAGGUCUCUGUCGGUCAGCAGUGUGUCGUCUGUCUCCUCCGCCUCCUCCAGCAGUAGUUCGGUCAGGAGUGCCGACUCUGAUGACAUGUAUGCUGAUUUGGCCAGUCCAGUGUCCUCUGCCAGCUCCCGCUCGCCCACCCCAGGACAUCCCCGCAAGGACAGAGGCCCUCCACGGGAAAGGGGCCCCAACAAAGAGAGAGGUAAACCACCAAAGAAAGACGAGCCUUUUAAAGAUGAGCGGAAGAGAGUGGACCCAUCCGGUCUCCCACCCAAAGCCAGUUCUGACAUGCCUAGAUCUGGAAACCGAGGUCACCCAAUGCAUCCACCGCCCAUGGGUCCUCCAGGAGGAUACGGCUCUCAUAAGGACAUCAAGCUCACCCUGCUCAACAAGCAGCAAACAGACAGGAGCAAUAGGAAAAGGUACUUUCCUUCUGAUAAAGAGCGACCCCCUUCGCCUCUCCGCAAGAGGAUGGCGAUGUCACCUGAUGGAGGUCGAGACAGGAGAAUGCCUGGACGGCCCCCGAUAUCUCCUAGAAUGGAGCGGCCCAAAGGCCAGGGUCCUCGCCCGAUGCCGCCACAAGGAGAAAGGAAGCGUCCUUUUUCUCCUCCAGCCAAGUCUUCUGGGAAAGGUCCUGCUGCUGCAUCUGCAGCUAAACCUCCUGCGCCUGGUGCUGGAUCCGGCUCUGCUUCUGGUUCUGCUCCGGGCAAACCAAGCAGUACCCUUUCACGCCGCGAGGAGCUCCUGAAACAGUUAAAGGCUGUGGAGGACGCCAUAGCCCGCAAACGGGCCAAAAUCCCUGGGAAAUAAUUAACCUAACAUCAUCUGGGACAUCCAUGUUGUGCUCAAUGCCCAGUGUUUGGCAGAAAUAAAGGAAAUGGUCAUCAAUCUGAACUCCAAAGGCAUCCUGUAAAUGUCUUAACGGUGGGGGAAAAGAGACCGUCGUUUAAUUUCUGCUCAUUUUGCCCUCAAAGAGAGGUUGUCUAGGUUUUAUAUUGAUGUGAUAAAGUUGAGAAGCCGGUCACUUUGUUUGUUUUUGCAGGACGAUGGAGUCUUUACUGUAGUGCGUCUCAAAGAUAAACUGUACAUCCACUGAACAUAUUUGCUCUUCAUCCUGCCAUAUUCUUCUUGCUUUUCUCCUGUCAUUUUCUGAGGAGUUACAGAGGACAGACUUGUUUAAUGUGUCAGAUCUACGCAUUUGACAUCUGUCCUACUCAAAAAAACUAAACAAAUCUGAAACUGCCUUUUCAGAGAGUCCGGUGAACUUGUCUAUCCUCCACAUCCAUGCGUUUAGCGUUUACCGUUUUCACCAUGUUCAUCUACAAAGCCAGACGACAGAAUUCCCGUUGCUUAAACUGUAUGAUUGUAGAGAACCAAUGACAGUGAUGUGAAAUGUUGCUUUUUUUAAAAGAUUCUGCGUUGUUUUUUUUUUCCCUUCCCUUUCCACUAGCUAAGUUAAAACCUGCAUUUUAUUUGUCCCUCAUUUUUAGUUGAAAGUGUGAGAGGCUGCAUUUGGGACGCCCGGAGAUGAGGAAUAAUUCAGUCUUGCUUUUUGUGACAAAAAAAAGCUUCUAAAUAAACUAUUUUGAUAAAGAGAAUAA
This is a messenger RNA of Danio aesculapii, 4728 nucleotides long. RefSeq names its product zinc finger CCCH-type containing 18 (gene zc3h18). Bases 533 to 3937 code for a protein of 1134 amino acids. The transcript is spliced from 19 exons. The record is from RefSeq and is a predicted model, not a curated record. Gene Ontology annotation, molecular function: metal ion binding. Lineage: Eukaryota; Metazoa; Chordata; Actinopteri; Cypriniformes; Danionidae.